AAAAAAAAGGACAUAAGGAUAGCUUGUAUCCAUGGCAACUACUCAGUUUAAUGUAUCCAGGAAAACGAGUUUACAGAAACAUAUUUAGUUCAUUUUUUUAUUUAUACAGAAACAGAUGAAAGCCUUAUACAAAAUUGUAGGCCUACUAGUAAGAUCGAUCUUUAUCAUACGAUUACCGUAAAAUUCUAAAUGUAUGUUUCACAAAAGGUCACCACUUAAAUAUUUCAAACAGCCCUAAUAGGCAUAAUCAAAUUCUGUUGUUGUUUUUUCUCCUAUGGUGCUUUCUUGCUUUGUGAGUUGUGUUCAUCCAUAGCAAGGUCCCAACACUACCGAAAUUGUAGGCCUACCCUGGUAGCGAAAUAUAAAAAAAAAAAAUAGAUGUGUAGAGUUUAGGACUUGAUCUGUCUCGUUAGAUUUUAAACUAAAUCACCCAGAGAUGUAGUUUACAAGGAUACGAGUCCUGCAAAACACAUCAGCAUACACAUAGGAUAUUCUGAAUACUGAACGGGAACAAGACAGCAAUCAGCGUGGAUUUUCUCCUACAACGACAUUAGAGGGACUUAAAGUAAAUGUCAAGUUUCUGGGCAUUUGUUUUAUCCUGUGUGAUAGCAGCAGCAAGUGUGUUUGUCUUGCUACUGUUGCCUUCCCCCAUAGACCCGGAGCCUUUGUAUAUUAGUGAAGAUCUACCAGAACUAAUUGGACCUCUUCAAGUCAACACUAACCUCCAGAAUAUCAAAAAACUGUUUCAAGGUCAGCUUGUUGGUCCGGAAUCAUUCGCUGCAGGUCCAGAUGGUUCACUCUACACUGGGACAGCAGACGGUAAAAUAUGGCGGAUAAAAGAUGGUCAGUUGAAGCUGGUGACUAGAACUGGGAGAGACGAUGCUGCUUGCGGUCAGUUUCAUAUGGAACCAUUGUGUGGACGUCCGAAAGGAAUGAAGCUGGACAGUGAAGGUUAUUUGAUUGUCGCAGACUCAUACAAAGGUAUUCUGAAAGUCAACGUCGACACGGGAGACAAACAGGUGUUACUAGAUAAAUUUAACGGCUCCAGAUUUCUAUUUCUGAAUGCACUUGACAUUGCUCGAAACGGAACGAUUUAUUUCACAGACUCCAGCACCAAAUGGGAAAGAAGAAACUAUCGGUAUGAGGUGAUAGAGUCUAACAGUCUGGGGAGAAUCCUUGCCUUGGAUCCCAUCACAUUGACAUCUUGGCUCGUUACAGAUGGACUCUAUCUGGCCAAUGGUUUGUAUCUUUCCGAGGAUCAAAGCUUUCUAUUGGUUGCUGAGAUGAGUGUCUCGAGAUUAUCUAAGGUUUACAUUGAUGGCCCGAAAUCAGGAGAAAAAGAAGUGUUUAUCACCAACUUGCCUGGUUACCCUGAUAACAUAAAGCCCAAUGCAAGGGGCAACCUUUAUGUUGGAAUGGGCUCAGUUCGUUUUCAAGGCUCAAGCGCCAUCGGCUCCUUCCUGGACAUUGUGGCUCCAUAUCCUUUCAUCAAACGAUUUAUUACAAAGAUUGUCCCCCCUUCUUUGUUUGACAUCUUUCUGCCUCAACACGCCUUGAUGCUGGAGAUCAGCCUUGAUGGUCGUAUCGUCACCUCGCACCAUGACCCAGGGGCCAAGGCGCUCUACGCCCUCAGUGAAGCAUUCCAAUAUGAGGACUAUGUCUACCUAGGUCACUUUAACCUUCCUUUCCUUGGCGUUAUUGAAGUGAAGGAUCUUCACCCUGAUUAGCACUUGGCAGUUGCUCCAGCGUUGCCACCUCUGCAGUUUUGUUAUUAUAUUCUACACUAUUUACCUUUGUAAGUUGUAUGUGAUGAACAAUAGUCCAAAGUUGCGAACAGUGCAGCACUUGGAUUAUGUUGUUUGGUUUGGGGAUAGAUGGGAUCUUAUUAGAAUGACCAUGUCACUACGGUGUUACUUGAUUUAUACAACGGAAAAGCGAUAUUUGAUUUUUUUUUCAUUUCAUCUUCACUUAUCUCUUAGUCUGUCGAACCAUCGGGGCACCACACAAGAUCUAUUUACCAUCUUUCUCCAUUUUCUUUUGCCUAAGAUAAAAUUUCUUUAAAUGACAAGCCUGUCCAUUCUUUUGUCUUCCUUUUGCUUUCUCUGUCUGAUUCUUUUUCUUGAUACUGUUCCUUGAAGGAAGGUCUUAGUGAGUCCGGAGAACUUAGUGAUAUGGCCAUAGAGCUUAAGCUUGCGUUUUUUUUUGACACUAGUUAGGUCAACGUGCUUUCCAACAGCUGUAUUAAUCCUGUUUGUAAUCUCUCCAUUAGUGAUGCAGUCUUAUGUUUUCAUUUAGGCGAUGACAAAAUGUAUUUACCAUGUUAAUUCAGAGUUGUGCAGUUAAUUCUAAUCAAAUGAAAAUAAUUGUAGGGUUAUUCUUCUGAAUUUAUUUCUAGUACAUAUCCUUUAUAUAUUUGUGGACCGGUGGUUAAAAACAAAAUUAUAUUUGCACAUUACUUUACUCAAUAAAAACAAACAACUGUGUAUUAUUGACUUUUCUCGUGAAUUUUGUGCAUGAUUUUGAAAUAAAGUAAAACAU
Messenger RNA from Biomphalaria glabrata, 2538 nucleotides. Its product is annotated as adipocyte plasma membrane-associated protein-like. Bases 570 to 1727 code for a protein of 385 amino acids. Gene Ontology annotation, molecular function: strictosidine synthase activity. Gene Ontology annotation, biological process: biosynthetic process. Lineage: Eukaryota; Metazoa; Mollusca; Gastropoda; Planorbidae. The transcript has 9 exons. The record is from RefSeq and is a predicted model, not a curated record.